GCGUCUCUCGAUUCCCUUCCUGACGAGCUUCUUCUGCAUAUUCUUGGAUAUUUGCCGGCUCUUAAUCAAGAGAACUUCCAGUUACCAACCCUGCUCAGCUUCUUUUUUGCACAUCCAUACCUAUUCUUGCGCACACUAGUGUGUAACCCGAGGGCUGCAGAGACCGUCAAAUCUUUUUCGAUGAACUAUGGCCGUGGGGUGCAUCGGAACCGCAAGCCAUACCUCCCAGCCAUAUCCGAUCGCAAAUUGAUCAAGUCUGGAUUUAAGAGCCUCGAUAUUCCAUCGUGGAAAGCCUGGGCCACCGAUUGCAACGCCGAUGACUGCGACCAAGAGACUCUAUACGCUGCCAUCCUAAUGCGGACGCCUAAUCUCCGGACUCUUACUGUGGACGACGGGAAAGUCCCGUAUCAAACCCCAAAGUGGAUUGAACUUCUGAGACAGUCUGUCAGUGGGAAUUCAUUUGGUCGAGUACAUCAAUUUACCCAUCUAAAUACCGUCCAAAUUAGGGUUAAGCACAUGGGCAUGCGCGUUAUGUUGCCUUUAUUUAAACUACCUUCCCUCCGUAUCUUGGCUGUAAGCACCUUAGUCGAGACUGGAUUUGUGAAGGACCAUGAGCUCGGGACCUGGAAGCCUAUAAAAUGGACUGUCCCGAAUCGCACAAGCCCGAUUGAAGUGCUUACUCUUUCAAGCUGCUUUAUGGAUACCGGGGUCCUCGCAUCCAUGGUCACUGCCUGCCAACAUUUAAAGAAGUUUAGCUACCAUCAUGACGAGUCCCCGUGGUUAUGGAACAACGAAGAAGGGCUCCUAUGGCAUAAUGGCGAUGAUAGUAUCCCUCGAGCUCGCCUACAUUAUCCCUGCCUUACUUCAGCGCUAAAUCACCACCGUGAUUCCAUCGAGACCAUUGGACUGUAUAAUGAUGUCUAUGGGCCAGUGCAGCUUUACCCUGGUUUUGGAAUGCUGGGUGACUUUCGAAGCUGUGCAAAGUUAACGCACAUAACGGCACCACUACGAGCUUUCAUCAAUGUUCUCAACGGGGCUGGUGAAACAAUCAUCGAUAGGCUACCAGCAUCUAUC
This is a messenger RNA of Lindgomyces ingoldianus, 1074 nucleotides long. RefSeq lists its product as uncharacterized. NCBI's taxonomy places the organism in Eukaryota, Fungi, Ascomycota, Dothideomycetes, Pleosporales, Lindgomycetaceae. The record is from RefSeq and is a predicted model, not a curated record. The transcript is spliced from 2 exons. The annotation marks the transcript as partial.